Aspergillus ochraceoroseus IBT 24754 is the source of this 2178-nucleotide messenger RNA. RefSeq lists its product as uncharacterized. The transcript has a single exon. Gene Ontology annotation, molecular function: zinc ion binding. NCBI's taxonomy places the organism in Eukaryota, Fungi, Ascomycota, Eurotiomycetes, Eurotiales, Aspergillaceae. The record is from RefSeq and is a predicted model, not a curated record. The coding region runs from base 1 to 2178 and encodes 725 amino acids.
AUGGUGCUUUCGUUAUCCGUUCCUAGCUUCUCUAGAUCCGCCACAAAAUCCCCCCCGCUCCGAUCCCGGGAUACCAAUCCCUCCGCCACCUUAAAUGAGGCUCUUCGCAAUAACCCGUUCGGAACCACAUCGCAGUCUCGCUCGAGGACGCCGCUGACCUCCCAUGUUGAUGUUGAGGAGCAGACGCGAGAACAGGAGGAACUGAACCAAGCCCUUGAAACCCUCGUUCGGAUUUUCCCGGACGUGAAGAUCGAGGUGUUUCGUGAACUGCUUAUACGAUUUGAUGGGAACAGCCGACUUCAUGUUUGCGUGGAACAGCUUCUGCGUCACAAGGAAAAAUGGGUAGCAGGGCGAUGGAACGUACCAGCUGGAGCUGCGGGGAGCGAAGGAGGGGAUGCAGUGGCCACCUCUCCUUCCAGCCAGAGCGACGGCGGGGCUCCGGUACCCCGAGACGAAUUAUUCCGGACGAAUGAAUAUAAGAGUUCUGUGAAAGGACUUCUUACGAAGGAGUUCAAUGGGAUGAGCAGGAGCACGGUGGACGCGGUGCUAGCGGAGGGGAAUUUCAGCUAUAUACGGGCCCGGCCGAUCCUACAAGACCUUUCACGGAAGACAUGGAGAGCGACCUUCAAUAGCAUUCUCCCAUCCUUUAAGCGCAAGAAAUGUAAAGAUGACCAUCCCCUCAUAGCCUGGCAACGCCGUGUAGAUGGGGAUCUAGUCCCCCGAUUGAAGGAGACGGGAUGCCGCGAGUUGGACAUAGAGCUGCACGAGGCGUUGGUUGCGCCACUACUUCGAGCGCGAAAUGAGGAACGGGAACGGGGAGAUUUGAAACUCGCAGAGGAGUUAAACGAACAGGAAGCCGAGGCGGCUGGCGCAUUGUAUGAGUGCGAAUGUUGCUUCACAGAUGUCACAUUCGAACAGAUCUCGACCUGUUCAGACAACAUGCAUAUAAUCUGCUUCAACUGUAUCCGCCACACUGUUCAUCAAGCACUCUUUGGCCAGGGUUGGAAUACCUCUGUGGAUGUCGAGAGGUCCACGCUGAAAUGUUUGGCACCAUCUUCCCAUGAGCAAUGCCAAGGUGUCUUGAACGCCCAGAUCGUCAAACGGGCCAUCCUUCUGGACAAGGCAGGGCUUGAAACCUUUUCCAAAUUCGAAGCCAGACUUGCCUCCGAUGCACUUCUGAAGUCGCAGUACAAGCUUAUCCGAUGUCCGUUCUGCUCGUACGCCGAAGUUGACCCCGUUUACCAUCCUUCUGCCAAUGGCAUUAUCUGGCAUUUCCGUCGGGACGGAUUAUUUCCUACCCUCUUUAUGAUGAUAAUCGUACUGGACACAGUGCCCUUCCUUCUCGUCUUUAUGGCUAUUUUCUACAUUCUAGAUCCUACUGUGGUCCCUAAUUUUUUGAACAACGCCCUAAUCAAUUUAUGUCUCAAGGGACGGAUGAAGCGGUUUACUUGUGCAAACCUAAGCUGUCGACAGGUUAGUUGCAUAACCUGUCAGAAACCUUGGCGUGACCCCCAUGUCUGUCACGAACCUUUACUACUUGACCUUCGAGCCACUGUUGAGGCUGCUCGAACGGCUGCCGUGAAGCGCACUUGCCCACGCUGUGGCCUAUCCUUUGUCAAGUCCUCCGGGUGCAACAAACUAACCUGCACCUGCGGCUAUUCCAUGUGUUAUUUAUGUCGCAAGGCUCUUGGGCCGCCAUUGAACGCUGGCGAUCGUGGUCGUGCCCGCCAACAAGAGAAUAUUAAUCCAUUAGGCAGGGCGGCUUUAGGCCUGAGAAUGGGGGACGAGGAGGAAGAGGAGGAAGAGGAACACGAGGGAUAUAGACAUUUCUGUGAACAUUUCCGCAUCAACCCGGGGUCUCGCUGCACUGCAUGCAACAAAUGCGAGCUCUAUCAAGAUGAAGACGAAGAAGCGGUGGCACGCCGUGCAGGUGAGAAGGCAGAACACGAAUGGCGAAUGCGCCACCAGAUGGCCGGAGUAGGGCUCGGGUCCACUAAUGUCAACAAUGAUCUCUCAAUCACUCGGAAUAAGAAACAGACGAGCCUCUUCCCCCGUGGCCAGGGUAAGAGCUGGGCCUACUGGUUCGACGAAAUGUGGCAGUCUGGACAAUGGAAGAUGGAGGGACAAUUACUGGCAGAUUGGAUCGUGGAGCGAAUUAUUGUUGUCCAGGAAUCUUGA